Chrysoperla carnea is the source of this 2444-nucleotide messenger RNA. Its product is annotated as tubulin glycylase 3A-like. The record is from RefSeq and is a predicted model, not a curated record. Lineage: Eukaryota; Metazoa; Arthropoda; Insecta; Neuroptera; Chrysopidae. Gene Ontology annotation, biological process: cilium movement; protein polyglycylation; cilium assembly. The coding region runs from base 1 to 2031 and encodes 676 amino acids. Gene Ontology annotation, molecular function: protein-glycine ligase activity, initiating. The transcript is spliced from 6 exons. Gene Ontology annotation, cellular component: cilium.
AUGAGUCAGGCAGUGAAUAGGAAUUAUUUAACAAGUGAACGUAUUGCAGCCAUAAAAAAAGAAGUUGAUGAGGCAAUUCGACAACGUAAAAUAUUUUAUUUAUGUGGACAUUUUCGCUCAGUAAAACGUGCAUUAUUAAAACGUGGAUGGAUUGAGAAGAUCCAAGUAAAAUCACCAACAAGAUUAGCGAAUGACUCAACUCAAUUGGAUGAUAGCAGUCGAAAUGAGAAUGAUGCUUUAUUUCAAAAUUUACCCACCCAACAAGCUGGUGAAUCCUUAGAUCAACAUUUAAAAAAGUGUGAAAUGGCUAUAAAAGCACGAUUAUUACAAUCGCAUCCAGCAAAUUUAUAUUGGAAUAUCCGAAAAGAAUCAUUAGCCUGGUUAAAUGCAAUACCUCGUGAUGCAUUGAUAAAUCGUUUUCCAAAAGUACGUUUUACCAGUAAAGAAGGCUUAUGCGCAAUUCUUCAACAAAUGCAUUGGUUUACUGAGCCGGGUGUUGCUGUGAUUAAUUUUCCAAGAUGCUAUAAUCUAUCGUAUUCGGACCAAUUAGUAUCAUUUAUUGAUGAUUUCCGAUUAACAGCAUGUAUGAGCCUUUUAAAAAAUUUUCUAGCUGCGGUGACCCAUGAUGGUGAAAUUGCAGUACGAUCUAUUGCGGGUAGUCUUCCGAUAUCCGUAGUACAUUUUGCAAUUGAUCGUUGUUUGGAGUACAUUUCAACAGCCGAACAUAAAGAUUUAGAUAUUGAUUAUCGUAAAGUCUGGGAUCAUGAAUGGGAAAACUUUUUUGCGUCUUUUGAUGCAUUUGUUAAUCAAAAGAAGCGAUUUUUACAUAGAACUGGCGAUGAAAGUAUCGACGAGCUAAAGGAACGAAUUACAUACGCUUUAAAAAAAAUGAUACAAUAUUGGCCACAAUAUAAUUUAGACGGGAUGCGAAAUGUUUGGAUAGUUAAACCUGGAAAUAGAUGUCGAGGGCAAGGCAUCAUAAUAAUGGAUAAAUAUCAAAGUAUUUUAGGAUUAGUUUUAAAUUGCAAUCCAAAAAAACACAGAUAUGUAGUUCAAAAAUAUGUUGAAAGACCUUUUCUCAUUUACGAUACAAAAUUCGACAUACGGCAAUGGUUUUUACUAACAUCUGGCCAACCAUUAAUUGUGUGGAUGUACACAGAAUGUUAUUUACGCUUUAGCUCACAAUUAUUUUCUUUAAACGACUUUCACGAAGCAAUUCAUUUAACCAAUAAUGCGAUUCAAAAAAGAUAUAAAAAUCAAAAUAAUCAACAAAGAAGUAAAGAAUUACCCGAUGAAAAUAUGUGGGAUUGUUAUACAUUCAAAGCGUACUUAAGAAAAAUUGGUCAGUAUGAAAAAUGGGAUAAUUUUAUUUAUCCCGCUAUGAAAGAAGCUAUCGUUGGUGCAAUGUUGGCCAGUCAAGAUAAUAUGGACCGCAAGGGUAAUUAUUUUGAAUUAUAUGGUGCAGAUUUUAUUUUAGGGCAAGAUUUAGUGCCAUGGUUGCUUGAAAUUAAUUCUAGUCCUGAUAUGAGUAGUUCAACUUCAGUUACAGCAAGAAUGUGUCCACAAUGUCUGGAAGAUGUUGUUAAAGUUGUAAUUGAUCGAAAAGAAGAUCCAACUGCAGAUACUGGAUUAUUCGAAUUGGCUUAUAAACAACAAUGUCCACGACCACCAACAUAUCUUGGUCUGCAACUUACAAUUCGUGGUAAACGUAUGUCACGCCAGAAAAUAUUUAAAAAUUCAAGACCCAUAGAAAAUGUGAACAUAAUUCAUGAGAACUUUGAAAAACUAUCAAUUUCACCAAGCGUUCAGGAUUACCAAGGUCCAAUUAUUGGCGAUUUCAUUGAAGAACUGAAAGAAGAAUCAAAAACUAUGCUAAAAGCAUGUGAUUCAGAGAAAAUACCAAUUCAUCGUCGAAAGAAAAUGUUGAGUUGUGUGCGAAAAAAUCGAACGCUCAAGAAAAAACAUCCUAAAAAGAUCCAUGUCAUCCAAACCACAGGAGACGUCCAAUGUGCAGAAAUUGAAUUGUUCUGAAGCAACGGAUAGUAAAAAAUCAAUUAAAAUUAAUCGUUAUAUGUCAUCAAAAAGUAUAAACGGAGGCCAUAAUUCAACCACCAAAUCAAUUUUAACUAAAAAAGAUCUAGAAAUCAAUACGAAAACGACAGACGAUUUAGUGAAAACAGUUAAAAAGCCAACAUGCCCAAGAUUAAUACGAUCAAUGUAUGAUCAUACACAUUUAUCAAAAAGUCUUUUGAAUAAUUUCUUAACUGUUGGAUUAGACUUUGAUUCUAAAGGAGUGAUUAACCCUUUAAGAGUAAGUGGAACUGCAGCUACACGACCGAACUCAAAAGUCAAAGCUUAAUCAGUAAAAUCAUUCAUUGUUUCAUUUGUAUAUUGCAUUAAUGUAUUGUACAUACAAAUUUGAAAAUAAAACACAUAACAGCGCA